AUGGGUUCAGUGUGUGUCGAUGAGCAGGGCCCCACGCAGGCCGGUGGUCACGAUUUCAAGCACUUCACGAUCGAUGGUCUCUUUUCACCAAGCGAGACAUGUCUGCCAACGGCCCUGAGAGCCGAUGUCUUGCUCACAUCAUGGCUGAUUGUACUCAUACGUACGCGGGAGGAGCGCCAGGCGGAAUUUGAAUGGACAUACGGUGGCUGGGAAGAUGAUGAAAUUCAUCAGAGAAAACCCAGACGUCUAUCCACCGAUGAGGUGCUACCAGGGCUGAAACUAGACAGCUCCCUGAAAGAAGUUACCCAAACAGUCCUUCGACAUCACGCCUCAAGCGUGAAAGACCUAUGCACGGCAACAUCUUGUCCAAAAUAUCUAACUCUAAGCACCGGGGUACUAUCGCAGGCCUCUGCUGACGCACAAAACGAGGGGGCAAUCCACCUCGAGGUGCGCCUUGACGAUGGUCGUCUCGCAAUUCGCCCUGUGUGGUACAGCGACAAGGUCCUGCCAUACACUGCGGCGUUGCAUGUGGACAUUCUAGUCGACAUCAUCGGGAUAUGCCUUUCAAAUCCUGACGCAACUAUCCAGAGCUGCAUGGCACCAACCACUCACGACCUUGACUCAAUCUGGAGGUGGUGCCAUGAGCUUCCUCCUACUCUCGACUUCUGUAUGCAGGAUAUGGUCGCUGAGCAGGCGAGACGACACCCGGAGAAAGUGGGUAUCGACGCCUGGGACGGCAGCUUAACAUACGGCCAAAUCGAGCAGUAUUCCACCUUUUUGGCGGGCUUGCUAAGGGAAUCGGGCGUGGAGCUGCACGAUUUCGUUCCUCUGUGCUUCGAGAAGUCGAGAUGGACAAUCGUCGCUGUCCUGGCGGUGAUGAAAUCCGGCGCGACCAUCGCGAUGAUGGACCCGUCGCUUCCGCUUGGGCGCCUGCAAAACAUGGCAGUCCAAGUGAGCGCCAAGACGAUCGUUUCGUCACGCAUGCAACACGACCUGGGGUCAAAUAUUCUACCAGAAGGGAAACGAUUUGUCGUGGAGGAGGAGACUUUCUCACAUCUGUCAAACGACCAAGUAUUACCGACUCUCCCAGCCGUGCCACCCACUGCCUUGAUGUAUAUCAUCUUCACCUCAGGCAGUACGGGCACACCCAAAGGCGUCAAAAUAUCACACCAAACAUAUACAAGCAGCGCUAUCCCUCGAGCGGCGGCAGUGGGCUACUCAGAAGACUCUAGAGUCCUAGAUUUCGCAUCUUACGCUUUCGAUGUCAGCAUUGACAGCAUGCUCCUGACUCUGGGCAAUGGUGGCUGCCUCUGUAUCCCUUCCGAUGAGGACCGUCUCAACGACAUAAAUGGCGUGAUGCGGCAAAUGCGCAUCAACUAUGCGGGUAUCACACCCUCUGUGGCACGCAUCCUGGACCAGGACGUCAUUACCUCACUGAGCGCUCUUGGUCUGGGCGGCGAGGCAUCCGCCCCUAGGGAUGUCAACAUGUGGGGACAGGAAACAAGGAUCGUCAUAGGAUAUGGUCCUUGUGAAUGCACAAUCGGCUGCACCGUGAACAGCAGUGCCGCAACGGGAAGAGAUUACAUCUCCAUCGGUCCCGGCAACGGAGCGUCGAUCUGGAUCGUUGAUCCUAACGACCACGAAACCUUGUUGCCAGUUGGUGCUGUGGGUGAGUUGCUCGUGGAAGGUCCGAUCGUAGGACAGGGCUACCUGAACGAUGACGAGAAGACUGCGGCCGCUUUUAUACAUGACCCGGCCUGGCUUCUAGCUGGCCACAGAGGCUAUCCUGGCCGUCGGGGUCGUCUUUAUAAGACUGGUGACCUCGGAAUGUAUGACCCGGAUGGUUCUGGAGAGAUUGUAUUUGCCGGGCGCAAAGACACUCAAGUCAAGCUACGUGGUCAACGAGUCGAGCUUGGCGAGAUCGAGAGUCAGCUCAAGGCUGGUCUGCCUUCGGAUGCCAACGUGAUCGCCGAGGUCAUCGUUCCUAAGGCAUCCGGAGGACAACCUACGUUGGUGGCAUUUGUCUCACAAACCACCAAGGUCAACGGGGUGGAAGAAAUAGCAUCGGCUCAACUUUCAGCGGAACUUACCAGAGCAUUGUCCACUAUCAACACGACCUUGGGGAAGGUGUUGCCACGAUACAUGGUGCCGAACGCUUACAUCCCGGUUAACUACAUCCCAACCUUGAUCUCGGGCAAGAUUGAUCGCAAGCGACUGAGACAGUUCGGUGCCACUGUCGACUUGCAAAAGUUAGAUCAGGGCCCAGCAGCGAAGGCUACUCGGGAGUUCAGAGAAUUAAAUGACCUCGAGCAACGAUUGCGGCAUGCUUGGAGCUUGGUGCUAAAGGUCGACGAAGAUUCCAUCUACCCUGAUGACAAUUUCUUCGCGCUGGGCGGCGAGUCCCUGGCCGCCAUGAGACUUGUAUCCGUCUGCCGGGAGAGAGGCCUCGAUCUGUCUGUCAUUAGUACUUUUUCACAUCCUACACUUGAAGCCAUGGCUGCAACUGUCCGCAUCUACGACGUGGAUGUUCAAAACGAGACACCACCAUUUUCUUUGAUCUCUCAGUCAGUCGAGAGUGCGUGCCUGGAAGCAUCGCAGGCCUGCGGGAUAGAGCCAGCUGCUGUCGAGGAUAUCUACCCCUGCACACCCACCCAGGAGUCCCUAAUCACCUUCUCGCUCAAGUCAACGGAGUCAUACGUCGCGCAAAGGAUAGCGUGUAUUCCGUCCAACCUGAGCCUCGACAGCUUGAAGCAGGCGUGGGAGGCGGUCGUUGCGGCAAAUCCAAUCUUGCGCACUCGCGUGGCCCAGCUUCAAGACCCCGGCCUCCAACAGGUUGUGUUGAAGGAGCCCAUCCAAUGGAGACAAUCGGCCAAUCUAGCACAGUAUCUCGAAGAUGAUCGGAAAGAGAGGAUGGACCUCGGCCAGAGCUUGGCUCGGUAUGCCAUCGUCGAUGAUGCCAAUGAUGGCAAGCGGUACUUGGUAUGGACUGUGCACCACGUGCAGUACGACGGGUGGUCGGAGCCGUUGAUACUCGAGAUGGUCACAAAAGCCCUACAAAAUGGCAGCAUUGACGUACGGUCCAAGGCGCUUAUGAAGGACUUCGUCAAGUGGGUGCGUGAUACCGACCAAGACGCCAUGCAGGAAUUCUGGCGGAACGAACUGCACGGCGCGGCCGGGCCACAAUUCCCAAGCACUCCCUCGAGAGACUUCCUCCCUACGCCGGAUGGCACAGCCGAACGCCAAAUCAAACUAAACACAACCGAAGGACUACCCUUCACAAUCGCAACACUCAUCCGCGGCGCAUGGGCGCUCGUGGCCUCACAGUACACCGGCAGCGACGACGUCGUGUUCGGCGAGACGCUAACAGGCCGUGAUAUAUCGCUGCCGGGCGUCGAGGACGUCCUAGGGCCUCUAAAUGCCACGGUGCCCAUCCGCAUCCGCAUCGACAGGGCGGCAUCGGCAGCGUCGUACCUGCGCAGCGUGCAGCAGGCCAUGUCGGCUCGCACACCGUUCCAGCACAUGGGCAUGCAGUACAUCCGGCGGGUUAGUCAGGAUGCGCAGCACGCGUGUGAGGCUCCAACCGGCCUGGUCGUCCAGCCUGAGCCGGAGCUUGUUGGUGGUGAGCUUGGAUUUGGGCUUGGGGACCCCGUGCGCGAGGCGCUACACUUUAACCCAUAUCCUCUUAUGCUGGCCUUUGGGCUGCGCAAGGGAGGUUUUAGGGUGUGUGCCAGCUUUGAUACCAGUCUGAUUGACGUGGCACAGAUGGACAGGGUCCUUGCGCAGGUCGAAAUGGCUUGCUUGCAGUUGACCGAGGAUCUUGAAAGGAAGGUCGGCCAAGUCUCAUGUAUGCCCAAGGAGGAACUGAAUCAGAUCUGGAGCUGGAACCAGACGGCCCCAUUGACUCACGAGGAGUCAACAGGCAGGCUUCGAGCGCAUGGAAGCAUCAAGCCCGGGUCGGCCUAUCCUCGAGCAGCAGUCCCUUGGGUUUGUGACUCGCGCAACCCAUCACGGCUGUCACCCAUCGGUUGUCAAGGAGAACUCUGGCUAGAAAGUGCCAUGCUUGAGGGUGAAACAGUCGAGUCUCCAGAUUGGCUAGUGGCUGGAAGCUCCGAGUAUAUCGGCCGCGCAGGCAAGGUGCUGUCAACCGGCGACAUCGUCGAGCUGAGACCAGACGGGAGCCUGAUAUACGUCGGUAGGAAGGAUGACAUGAUGCCGGUAUCGGGACAUUCAGUGAACGUCGCAGACCUGGAAGCACACUGUGCCAGGUUCCUGCCAGCGUCAUCCCGUGCCGCUGCAGCGGUGUUCCAACCAGUGCAGAAUGACAAGGCGCAGGAACAGGAUCAAGAGCUUAUCAUCCUCGUCGAGCAACAGCCAAGCCAGGAGGGUAACGUCGAAGUCAUGUUCAUGAGGCAUGAUAUCAGCUGCGACGAAGCAGAUCCUGAGAGCUUCAGAGCGACUGUUUCUUCCGAAAUUCCAAUCAGCCUUGCGGUUGCGCUCAAAAAGCUCGACAAAUUCAUCAGGGACGAUCUGCCAUCAAGCUUGUUGCCCUCGGCUUACGUCCUGGUUGACAGGCUACCCCUUCAGAACGGGCAUCUCGACCGUGGCGUGCUGAAUCAGUUUGCCUCCACGAUUCCACAACAUGUUCUUGGCCAGCUCCGAGACGGAUUCAAAAAGGUCUGGGAGUCGGGCCUAGGGCAGGCAAACUUGUCCGUGUCGGAAGACAUCCUGCGAUCUGCAUGGGCAAAGCUUCUCCGCAUGCGUCCGGAGCAGAUUGAUGUCGACGACAACUUCUUCCGUCUCGGCGGCGACUCAGUGCUGGCAAUGAAAUUGGUGGCAGGUCUGCGUGCCCAGGGGCACGGUCUUUCUGUGGCUGAUAUCUUCCAGCACAUGCGUCUCGGUGAUGCGGCAAGAGUCUUGAAGGUGAACUCCGCGUCGGCUGGCAAGGUCCUGCCCUACAAACCUUUCUCGACGCUGGGUCUUCCGAAUGUGGACCAAUUUUUUAUCGAUAUCGUGCGCCCUAAACUUGCUGUGGCCGAUUGGUCGAUCAAGGACGCGGCACCGGUGACAGACUCUCAGGCCCUCGACAUCAGGGGGACUGUGCAAGUACCACGAACAUCUGUGCAAUACACCAUGCUGCAUCUCAACCAAGACAUUGAUCGAGAGAGGCUUUUCCGCGCUUGCAAAGACCUGGUCAAGGCCCAUGACAUUUUGCGGACAGUAUUUAUCGAGCAUGAGUCGGCCUUCUUCCAGAUCGUGCUUAAUGAUCUCGAUACGCCUGUAAUCACACGAGACGCUGACGAGGAUAUCGAUGAAUUCGUCGCCAAUAUUUGUAAAAAGGACAUAGAAUCCGAGUUCGCGCUGGGUUCUUCGUUCCUCAAACUAUUCCAUGUCGAAGGCAAGAAUAGCCAACACUGUCUCAUCAUCAGGCUAUCUCACUCGCUUUAUGACGGACUCUCCCUUCCAAGGCUCCUUCAAGAUCUAGAGACUUUCUACAGUGGUGGAAAGGUCGCUGAGUUUGCCUCAUUCCCCACCUACAUGGCCCGCACCACCGAGAAGGGCAUAGAGACCAAAGCGCUCGGCUACUGGAGUCAACUGCUGAGAGGAUCUUCACUAUCCGUCCUGGAAGGCCAGUCAACACAGCCCGAGGACAGAGGGGUCUUCAAGGAAGACGCCGCCGUUGAGAACUUCCAGCCUCCAGCGGGCAUCACCACCGCGAACCUGCUCACCGCAGCUUGGGCACUUCUCUUGGCGCGCCGCCUGGGCAAGGCAGACGUGACGUUCGGUGGCGUAACAUCAGGCCGCGGCAUCGACAUGGCCAACGUUGAGAACAUUGUCGGUCCUUGCUACCAGCUGACGCCCAUCCGCGUGCCUUUCAAAUCAUCAUGGACUGCGAUCGACCUCAUGCAGUUCGUACAGCGGCAGAGCGGCGAGUCAGCGGCGCACGAUUUUGUUGGCUUCGAGAAGAUCUCCAGGCAGUGCACCCAGUGGUCAUCGCAGUCGGAUGCGCAAUUCUUCGACUCCAUUGUGCAUCAUCAGGACUGGGAUGAUUCCGACGAGAUGCCCUUCGCCAGUACAACUGCCAGGUUGGAGAUUCUGAACCCACAUGGAGAUGCUGCGCGGCCCCUGAAGGCUGUGUCGUUUGUUAAGGAUGGGAAUCUCCGUGUUGGUCUAGUUGGUAGUGAGAGGGAUGAGCUGCUCGUUGGCUCAAUCCUUGCAGAGCUCGUUACUGCUGUCCAGGAGCUCGUGAGCUCCCCUGAUGGCCAGCUCUUGCUUCGUCCCGAUGCCCUCUAG
Molecule: messenger RNA, 6291 nt
Organism: Diaporthe amygdali
Lineage: Eukaryota; Fungi; Ascomycota; Sordariomycetes; Diaporthales; Diaporthaceae
Product: nonribosomal peptide synthase
Exons: 2
Coding region: 1-6291 (2096 amino acids)
Biological process (GO): amino acid activation for nonribosomal peptide biosynthetic process; secondary metabolite biosynthetic process
Cellular component (GO): cytoplasm
Molecular function (GO): phosphopantetheine binding; catalytic activity
Source: RefSeq, a predicted model, not a curated record